GUAAUUUGGAUUGGAAAGAGUCUCACAGAAGUACCAAAUCUUGAUUUGUUUAAUGUGAAUUUGCAAUAUUUUUGUGUAUGUUUUGAUCGAGUGAAAACCGUAAGAGAAGGAAAGAACAACCUUAACAGACAUAACUACAGUGCAGAUGGCAUCGUUGGCGACCCAUCUGUCCGGUUUCAUCAUCUUCUUCCAUGUUGGGAUUCGGCGCUUAGUCUCUUCAACUUCCCUUUACCUUCAAAACCCCUCUCACUUCCGCUCCAAGCUUUGGUACUUCUCUGACCCAAAGUGGAAGACCCUUGAUCUCUACGCUGUGCUCAUCGCCCUCCCCGUCUUCUCUUUCACCGAGUUUUUCCUCUUCUUCUCGUUUUCUGGUCACCCCGCUUACAAAUUCUCCUUCUUUCAACAAUCCCUGGCCGUUUUGGCCUUCUGGCUCUUGACCAUUUUGAUCAUAUUCCGUGAACGCGUGGGAGGAACGUCGUUGGUCGAUGAAGGUUUUGUUUUUUUGUCCGGUGGGGUUGUUUUCUUGAUGGAGUAUUCUGUGAUGGGAAAAGGGGUAUCGGGUCUUGCAGGUUCUGUGUAUGGAUAUUUGGGAGGGUUGACACUGGUGUGUGCUGGUGCUUGUGUUUACUUAGCGGUUAAGCCUUCGGCUUUUUUUGCCGAGUUUUUGUUGUCUUGUGGGUUGGUGUUUAAGGGCACUUGGUUGUUGCAGCUGGGGUUCUCUUUGUACACUGAUUUGUUUGGGCUGAAGGGGUGUAGAAAGAUCAAUUUUUUAGAGUCCCAAUUGCAGCUUGUUGAUGUGCAUUGUGAUCUUGAUGAGGAUAGUUUGAGGGGUGUGACUUUGAUGAAUUUUCUGUUCACUGUGCAUGCUACUGGGGUGGUGGUUUUGGCUUUUGGGGCAUUUGGGGUGCUGGCAGGUAAGAGGAGUUUGAAAAGUGGUGAGGCAAAGGGUCCUUUGCUGUCUGAGAGUGAAUCAUCAAGCUUUCGGCCGUGGGCUCUUCCGGAUGUGGAGAUGGAGUGAAAUGUUAAUGGCUUUGGUAGAAUAACAGAAAGGGAUGUUUGCAUUGUGAAUCAUUGGUUUUUCACCUGCCAGGUUAAAAAAUUAAGUUAUGGAAGAAUUACCUGUCUUAUGAGAAAGAAAGGUUCUCUUGGAUGGUAGACUAGUUUGAUGGGUUUGUACAUCCCCUGAAGUGCAUCAUCAGAAUUCACGUUCCAUAAUAUUUCUUUCAGCUGUGAACUCAGAAUUACUGAAUGUACUGAUGAUAUUUCCCUAAUGAUCUUAUCAUAGUCUGGAACAAGAAUUUGGCAUCAUCACACAGGUUGAAAUGUGAAGUUAGAUUAUCCG
Molecule: messenger RNA, 1342 nt
Organism: Vigna unguiculata (cowpea)
Lineage: Eukaryota; Viridiplantae; Streptophyta; Magnoliopsida; Fabales; Fabaceae
Source: RefSeq, a predicted model, not a curated record